Molecule: messenger RNA, 2934 nt
Organism: Paramecium primaurelia
Lineage: Eukaryota; Ciliophora; Oligohymenophorea; Peniculida; Parameciidae
Source: the annotation of a GenBank genome assembly
AUGAAUUUAAUCGAAAAUGAUAAUCGUUCGGAAUAUCCCAUUUUUAUAUGGGUUGAUAAAAAUAUAUUCAAUUGGGAAAAUAGGAUUAAUUGUGAACAAUUACAAAAUGAUUACUAGAACUUAUUUCAAGCAUUUGAUAAUAUAUCUGAUGCUUUAAAAAUAUUAAACAAAAUUAAAGAUAAAGAUGUUACUAUCUUAACGAGUGCUCAAUGUGCUUAUUAACUUGUAAAACAGACAAAAAAAAAUAUGAUCGUGUUUUGUGGCACUAAAUUUUAUCACCUCAAUUUAUUCCUCGAUAAUACUUAGAUCAAAUCUAUAGUAUCAAAUUCUUUUCAAUCUGCUCAUGAAGAUGUCAUUAUGAGUAUGAAUUAAACUGAUAUUUACAAUGAUUUUAUAAAAUUGUUAUCACCACCCUAACAAUAAGCAAUAGAAUAUCAACAUUCAAAGGAUCAUGUGAGUAUCUAAUUUCUAGUUGUCAUAGAGGAUAUAAGAAAGAACAAAGAACCUGAAGAAUCAGAUAUAUAUAAUGAAAUUGAGGCAUUACUUAAUAUUUCAAACAAAUAAUAGAAAAAAUAAAAUAUCUUAGAAGAUUUACAAAAGAAGGAAAUAGAAAAAGAACAAUUAUUAAAAGAGAAAUUUAAUUUGUUCGAGAAAUUAAUUUAUCUAUACAGUAGAGAAGAGAUAUAUCAAGUCUUUAAUUAGUAAUUUGCAUAGCAUAAUUAUUAAAAAAUUAAAAAUAUUAUUCUUUGUCUUUAUCAAGGAUUUAAGUAAUUAAAAGAAUAUAAAUUUUUUUCAUCCCUUUUUAGAGGAAUAUAUUUUGAUUCAAAAGAAAUAUUUGAAACAAUAAUUUAAGAUCUAUAAUCUUCAUAAAUGGAGGGAAAAUCUCUCUUUUGGAAUACAAUUACUAGUACAUCUUUACUUUCAGAAAUUGCAUAUAAUUUUUGUUCAAGUUGCAAUUAUGGAAUACUUUAUUAAAUUCUAUUGGAUUAAGAUGUUCCUCAUCCAUGUUUUAAAUUAUAAGCAUACCAUACCCAAUAUCCAAAAGAGGAAGAAGUACUAUUAUUCCCAUAAUUUGAAUUUAUUGUUUAAGAAAUCAAUUGCAUUUAAGUAGAACCCAUUACAAUCUAUUUGGUUACUAUUAAGCAAGUAAAAAAUAACUAUGCAUUUGCUCUUGAUCCAAUGCUGAGAAAGAUAUAUUGGGAUAAAAUAAAAGAGGAAAAAAUUAAACCAAAAAUUGAAACACUAGUAAAUUUUUAAAGUAAAAGAAUUUUUGAAUUGAUAUCAUUUUUUGCUGAAGAAUUUAAAGAUUAAGAAAUAUAUAUGGAUGAAAUUCUCUAUAGGAUUGAAAAUGAAUUAGUGAAUGUGUUUGGAUAGAUUCAAAUGUAAUUAACAAAAAUUCUAAGUCAUUCUAAUUACACUGAUGUUUUGAGUCAAAUUGAAAAGCUCACUAAAACAUAUACCUAAGUUAUUAAAAUUGAAUACCAAAAUCAAAAUCCCUAAUAAUUCUUUUAAUCGAUAGAAGAACUUAUAGAUAAAGUAAUAAAAUCCUUAAGAUAAAAUAUUUGCACAUUGAUCUUAAAGGGAAUUAUCAACAUUGAAUAUUGGAAAGAAUAUUUAGAAAACUUACAAGCAAAAUUAAAAAUGAAACAAUCUUAAAACUCAACAAUAGCAGUUCCCAAUAGUUAAAAGGUAGACCCAUCGUCUUUGUAAUCUUAACCUGUUUAUAAGGGUAAUACUUCAUUAUUAUCCUAUUAACAACUUAAAGGAUAGAAGAUUACUUCUUUACAAUAAGUUUAACAUAAGAAUGGCAAUUUUGCAUAUGAAGCCACUCUUUAAGAUGGGAAUAAAUUGUUGAUGCAUCACAAUCCAAAUAACAAUAAUGAACUGACAUUUACUAAAAAAAUAGAUGCCACAGGUAAAAAUGGAUAUUCAAAUAAAUGGUAGAAAGUAGGAAAACCAUUAGAAACGAAAUCAAUAACAGUAUAAGAAGUAUAAUAAUCAAUACAGGGAUAAAGUGAGAAAUUUAACAUGUAAUCCAUUUAAGCAAAGGAAAUGAACUAUCAAAUCUAAUAAGCUAAAAUAUCAGGGUAGAUAGGUGGAGUAAUAGCAGGAACACUUGGUAGUUUGACUGUUGACUGUAUAAUCGAUGGAAUCGAUGCAUAAAAAUUAGGCAAAGGAUUAUUAGCUUCUGCUACUAUUUAAGGAGGUUUAAUAUAUGCGUAAAGUGUACAAUCUUUUGGAAGAGCAGUUCCUUAUGUUGGAAUUGGAUUAACUGCAUUUAUGACUAGCAUUUCAGUAGGAGGAGUAAUCUUGUCUGAUUUCUUGUCUUAAAGUGAGAAAGUAUAUAAUUCUAUGUUGAUUGCUGUAAAAACUGGAAGUGCUAUAGGAUUAGGUUAUUUUGGAAUUGAAGGUGGAAUGGCAUUAGGUGCUACAAGUGGUCCAAUUGGAGUUGUGAUAGGUGGAAUCAUUGGAGGUUUUAUUGGAGGGGCAAGUGGUAAUUUAUUAGGGAGAGCUAUUGAUCAUUUUACUUAGUUUACUUUACAAGUCGAUUUUAACAAGAAUCAUAAAUCUAAAGUUGAGGAUGGUUACUUAAUCAAUCCAGGAUAACUUCCAAAGAUAAAUUGGAAAUACGUCAAGGAUAAAGUAAAGAGUCUAAUUUUAAUUGCAUAAACUGACACUCAUAUGGCUUGUUUAAUUCCAAAUAUUGAUAGAAAUAGGACAGAAAUCUAAGAGAAUGAAGAUAUUGGGAUUCAAUUUAAUGAAUAUAAAUAUAUAGGUCCCGACGAUUCUUGUAAAAGUAUUACAUUUAGACUCCUUGCAACCACAGAGGAAUAUGUUAAUGAUGAUGAGAUAUUGUAGCAAUUAUAAAAUAAUGAAACAAACAUUAUUGAUAUUGCUUAAGUCAAAAUUAAUUUAGAAAAUAUUAAAUAAUGA